AUGGUUAAGGUAGACCCCGACAGUUUGGCCCGGGUGCUACUUACAUCAGGAUAUUCAACCGGUGUCUUUGUUCCCAAUUUUCGGCGAUACUUGUGGAAUAACAAUGACCUGAUCAUGGCGGACGGUGACCGCUGGCCGACUCUACGACAAAAAGCAUUUAGCCGGACAGGGACCCGCCCGAAGUACAGGGCCAGUAAGGACCAUCACAAAGGGAAUAAGAAUGGUAAAACGAUAGCCCAAAGGUAG
Fusarium venenatum is the source of this 246-nucleotide messenger RNA. NCBI's taxonomy places the organism in Eukaryota, Fungi, Ascomycota, Sordariomycetes, Hypocreales, Nectriaceae. The record is from RefSeq and is a predicted model, not a curated record.